AUGGACACGCCCAAGACUGAGACAAGACACGGCCAAGACCGAAACACCAUUGAGACCAGGAUUUUGACCGUCGGCAGGAUGUUUGUGUGGAGCGUUUGCUUGCUGGCUCUGAUGCAGGUCAGCAGCAGCUGCAGUGUGGUGACUGACAUCUGUACCGACGUAACCAGCGUCCAGGACGAGAUCGUCAACCUGCACAAUGUGUUCAGGAGAGGCGUCUCUCCAUCCGCCACCAACAUGCUGAAGAUGAACUGGAGCCGGGAAGCAGCAGUCUCAGCUCAGAACUGGGCCAACACCUGCUCUAUGGUUCAUGGAGAUCCCAGCACCCGCAUGCUCGGAACAUAUCAGAUGGGCGAGAACCUGUUUAAAAGCACUGGAAUGGUGAAGUGGACCAGCGUCGUGACAGCAUGGCACAAUGAAGUCGCCAACUACGUGUACCCUACAGGAUCCGCCAACACCCAACCCAUUGGGCACUACACCCAGGUGGUGUGGUACAGCUCCUACUCCGUCGGCUGCGGCGCCGCCAAGUGUGGAAGCAACUACUUCUACGUCUGCCACUACUACAGAGCAGGAAAUUUCAAGGGCGUGGCACCCUACACACAGGGACAGUCCUGCGCCGCCUGCCCUGGAGCCUGUGACGACAAACUCUGCACCAACCCCUGCCCUCACGUCAACAAAUACUCCAACUGCGCCUCCCUGGUGGCGGCACUGAAAUGUACCUACCCCCGCAUGACGGACUGGUGCCCUGCUAGCUGCCUGUGCAGCGGUAAAAUCAUCCCCGUCGGCAAGUAAAUGAACCGGACCUGCGGGGGAUCAUCGCUACCUGUUUUUUUAUUUUUUAUUUAGUUAACCUUUCUUUUUCAGUGCACUUUGAAGUACCUUUUCCUGUCAAUUCUAAACCAGAACUCUUAAAGGAACACUUCAGCAUUUUUCAGCCUGUUCUACACCUGCUGCAUGGGCUUUUUAGAGCUGAUUUUAAAGAAGAACUGCACAUGUGCAACAAUAAGGAUUGAUUUGAGAUACUGAAGGAAUAGAAAACCUGUUGAUUUAAAAACAAUCUGAUAUAAGAAGUCAAUUGGACAUAUUUUAAAAGAACUUGCUGACUCAUAACAUACAUAUAACAGCAUAGGAUGUAAAAUACCCAAGAAUACUUUGAUAAGACUACAACUACAGUCUAUUUGAGAUCAUUAUUAUACGUUUUUAUUAUGCAUCAUGUCCACCAGGAGCAUCAUGCGCACUAAAAAAGUAUAAAUCAGGAUGAGAAAAAGACUCUGUCUAAGACAGUAAAAUCGCUUAAAAAAAAGUCAUUCAGUGUAAGGCCAACACAAAACGCCGACACUUCCAGAAUUAUGCUGCUUCGGCAUCAGCAGCCGGAGUCCGAGCGAGCACAAUUGGCCGUGCUCUCGCUCUUCGUCUCAUUCAGCUGAUGAAUCAGAGCUGGGGAUACAGCGCUUUCCUCUAAGGGUGUUGGCUGCCUUGCGAUGCUGCUUUGAUUGGCUGAAGCUGGAAAAGAGGGCGGGGCUGACUUCACCUGUAUUGAAGGAGGCAUGCGCUUGUCCUGAACCUCCUAGCGCAUUUGUCCAUUCACUUCUAAUGUAACCCUGUUUUUUUUUCUUUUACUAACUGCAGGUAAACAAACACACUUACUGUGCCACAUGUGCUACAGGUAUGAAUUAUCUACACUGGGCUGAAAAAUGCAGGAGAAUUCCUUUAAAAAUUCACUAUUUUACACUACAGACGUAUCUACAUGGGGCAUUUGCAAUGCUAUAUAAGCAAAUAUAAGUUAUAUUAUUAGGACUACCUCAGUCUUUUAUUCAGCUAUGCAUCCAUUUAUAACAUUUGAAUCACAGCACAGAAGUUUAAUUUGGUCUAGAUCAAAGAAUAUCACAUUACAUCACAUCAUAGCACAAUAAGCUUUUUAACACAAGGCCGAAUUUAACCCUGAGCUUGUCUGAAUGCUCACCUAAAUGUCUGGUCUUCUGAUUUUUUUUUAGUGUUUUCUUUAGUGUUUGCUCUGCAUUCACGCUGUUGGAGCAAGCAAACUGUUACAUAUUGCAAAACCGGUCCCACGCCACGUCUCUGGGGCCCACAGAUGGCCCACAUUUGGUGCUUUCAGUUCCAGCACAAUUCAGUCUAAAUAAUCCAGCCAUAUUCUAAGGUGUAAUUGAAGCGUUGGGAGACAAUUCGGCCAUUUUAUCAGGAUUUCCCCCCAAGCAAGGAUGCCACACACAUAUACUCAGGGGUAUAGGUUGGGAAAAGGUGCAAUGUAAUUAUAUACAGGAACAUUCUGUUCACUCUCUGAAUGAAGCAGGCCAGGUUAUCACUAUGGAUCUAGGGUACAGUGACGUGUUGUAAUGCAGCAGAUCACCAGCAGACGUCUCUGCUGUAUAACAAUUCAACAGCAUGAAUAAACAGGCUGAAUGAAAAGGCUUGUACCCACAUGUACUGUAUAUUCUUCUUUUUUUCUUACUGUUGGUUUCAUUUGCUACUUAUUUUUGAAGUUAUUAAUAAAGACAGCACAUUAAAAACUAAAA
Messenger RNA from Astyanax mexicanus (Mexican tetra), 2531 nucleotides. Its product is annotated as cysteine-rich venom protein pseudechetoxin. The record is from RefSeq and is a predicted model, not a curated record. The coding region runs from base 1 to 789 and encodes 262 amino acids. The transcript is spliced from 9 exons. Lineage: Eukaryota; Metazoa; Chordata; Actinopteri; Characiformes; Acestrorhamphidae. Gene Ontology annotation, cellular component: extracellular region.